AUAAGAGUGUCGUAAGAACAUUUUCUUCCAUCCUUUUUUCAAGUAUCAUUGUGUUUUCUGUUUAUUCAUUUACAAUGAUGAAUUUCAAAUGUUUUGUUUUUCUCAUACUUCUGGCUGGUGUGAUUCUCAUCUCUGCAGUGGAGGCCGAUGAACCAGAUCCUGAUCCACCAAGUCCAAAGAUAAGCGUCUAUGAAGAGCUUAAGGGGUGUUACAAGCAUGAAAAAGGUGGAAGAAAAAUGAUUUUGGAGUCAAUUCAUGAUGGAAACUGCAAGGAACAAGGAGGCGAAAAGUAUGGUGAUAGUGAAUUUGGUGGCAUUGGUGGAGGUGUCAGUCAAGGAGGAGGUAUUAGAGGUGGCAUAUGGAGAGGUAGGGAAAAAGGAGGUGGAAGUGGUAGUGAGGGAGAAGAUUAUGGUGGUGGAGGAAGUGGAAGUGGAAAAGGAAGAGAAUGUGGUGAUAAAGGCUGUAGAAUUGGAGGAGAUUAUGGUGGUGGAGCAAGUGGUACUGGUAAAGGCAACGAAAGUGGAGGAGAUUAUGGUGGUGGCAAAGGCGGUGGUAGAAGAGGAGAUUAUGGUGGUGGAAGUGAAGGUGGAAGUGGUAGCAGAGGAGAUUAUAAUGGUGGAGCUAGUGGUGAAAGUGGAGAAGGUGGUGGUAAAUGUGGAGAUUAUGGAGGUAGAGCAGGUGGUGGUAAAGAAACUGGUAACGGAGGAGAUUAUGGUGGUGGAAGUGGUAGAGGUAACAUAGAAGAUUAUGGUGGUGGAGGUAGUGGCCAUGGAUUCGGUGGUGGAAGUAGACGAGACGACGAUGAAAGUGGAGAAGGUGGUGGAAGCAAAUGAGAAGAAUGAGGUUAUUAAUGCAAUGGUACAUGAGACUUCUAUGAUUUAUGGAAAAUAUAAAAAUAGAAUAUAUACUCUAUUCAAAUUUCUUUUAUCCUUAAACAUAAGUAAUAAUUACAGUA
Messenger RNA from Lathyrus oleraceus (garden pea), 955 nucleotides. RefSeq names its product glycine-rich protein 5. The transcript is spliced from 3 exons. The coding region runs from base 75 to 833 and encodes 252 amino acids. NCBI's taxonomy places the organism in Eukaryota, Viridiplantae, Streptophyta, Magnoliopsida, Fabales, Fabaceae. The record is from RefSeq and is a predicted model, not a curated record.